CUAAUCACUGAGAUAGAAAACAUGAGGCACAGGAUCAUUGAGAUUCACCAGGAAAUCUUUAACCACAACGAGCACGAAGUCAGUAAGAGGUGGACGUUUGAAGAAGCGAUCAAGAGGCCUUACUUUCAUGUAAAACCUCUGGAGAAAAUUCAGCUGAAAAACUGGAAAGAGUACUUAGAAUUUGAGAUAGAAAAUGGCACUCACGAGCGGGUUGUGGUCCUCUUUGAAAGAUGUGUCAUUUCAUGUGCCCUCUAUGAGGACUUCUGGAUUAAGUAUGCCAAAUACAUGGAGAAUCAUAGCAUUGAAGGAGUGAGGCAUGUCUACAGCAGGGCUUGCACAAUCCAUCUUCCUAAGAAGCCCAUGGUUCACAUGCUGUGGGCCGCCUUUGAGGAGCAGCAGGGCAACAUCGAUGAAGCAAGAAGAAUCUUGAAAACCUUUGAAGAGUGUAUUCUAGGGCUAGCCAUGAUUCGCUUGCGGAGAGUGAGCUUAGAGCGCAGACAUGGGAACAUGGAAGAAGCUGAGCACCUGCUGGAAGAUGCUGUUAGGAAUGCCAAAUCCAUUAGCGAGUCGUCGUUUUAUGCCAUCAAAUUAGCUCGACACCUCUUCAAAGUGCAGAAAAAUCUUCCAAAGGCAAGAAAAGUGCUGUCAGAAGCCAUAGAAAUUGACAAAGAAAAUACCAAACUGUACCUGAACUUGCUGGAGAUGGAGUACAGCGGCGACCUCCGGCACAACGAAGAGAACAUCCUGAGCUGUUUCGAUAAAGCCGUCAACGGCGCCUUGUCUAUAAAAAUGAGGAUUACCUUUUCCCAGAGAAAAGUGGAAUUUCUGGAAGAUUUUGGUUCUGAUGUAAACAAGUAA
Antrostomus carolinensis (chuck-will's-widow) is the source of this 858-nucleotide messenger RNA. Its product is annotated as pre-mRNA-processing factor 39. Gene Ontology annotation, cellular component: U2-type prespliceosome; U1 snRNP; commitment complex. Gene Ontology annotation, molecular function: pre-mRNA 5'-splice site binding; protein binding. The annotation marks the transcript as partial. NCBI's taxonomy places the organism in Eukaryota, Metazoa, Chordata, Aves, Caprimulgiformes, Caprimulgidae. The record is from RefSeq and is a predicted model, not a curated record. The transcript has 5 exons. Gene Ontology annotation, biological process: RNA processing; mRNA 5'-splice site recognition.